AUGUCAACCUUUCGCUUUCGAUUUCUCCGGGCUGCCUUCGGGGACGGUCCCGUCCCGCAUGGGGCAGCGGGCGGGCCCCGGCGGUGGCGGCUGCGGGAGCGGGACCCCGGCCGGGACACCAUGAGGCUGGUCCUCGCCAUGGUGCUGGUCACGCAGCUGGAGCGCUCGGAUGCCGCGGGCUGUGAGCCGGGCGAGUACCCCAAUGGCACCGAGUGCUGCCCCAUGUGUGCUGCGGGAUGGCGGGUUUUCAAGCACUGCACUGCCAGAUCCAGCACAACGUGCAUACCUUGUGUGGAGGGGACCUACACAGAUCACCCCAAUGGUUUAACACGCUGCAGGACAUGCAAACUGUGUGAUGAAGGGGCCAACCUGGUGACAGCAGCAGCGUGUACCUACACGAAGAACACGGUGUGUGGCUGUCGGCCAGGGCACUUCUGCACCUCCUCUGGGCCUGAAGGCUGUGAGCUGUGCCAGCCCUACACUGUCUGUGUGCCUGGCACUAUGGUCAAAGAAUGGGGUACAGCCACCAAGGACCAUGUGUGUGAAGUCUGUCCUCCUGGCACCACUUCCACAGCCAACAUGUCUGUGGCCUGCACACCAGGGCCCAAACGUAAGAAGCAGGACCUACUCAUAUUCACAGCAAUCCUUGUCUGUGUUAUGGUGGUGUUGACUGCUGCAGCUGCCUUCAUGGAAGCCUGUCAAGGGCUUCGAAGGAAAAUGAGAAGUCGUGUGCCACCGGUGCAGGAGUCCGAGCUUUAACAGCGUGGUCAGGCUUUGAGGUCCAUGGAGGAGAAAGGGACUCAAGCAACUGUUCCUGUGCAAGAAGUUGGUGCUGACCUUGAAGAAACCAAGCCUGAAUCAGAGAGUCUUGUUUGACCCAUGACAGACAAUGGGGAUGAUUAAAAACAACCAAGCACAAACCCUUUUUUCCUAAAACUUUGUGAAGGGAAAGUCAGUUUAGAAAUUCUUUCGUGUCUGCUGAGAACUGGUUUUCCUUUUGGUGGUCAAAUAAGAGACAAGUCAAGAAGAGAGUUCUGACAUUUCCUUCUGAAAACUCCAGGAGCACCCAGCAAAUCCACCACUGGUUUUGUGUUUGCUGUUUUGUGGCUGGUCUGACUGUGUCAUAAUGAUCAGUAAAGAGAGGAACUGUGAAAGUACAAAUCUUUUUUCCUGACCUUUUUUCUCUUUGGUAAGUUCUUUAGUAGCUGGUUAAUGUUUCAUUAACUUUGGAUAUUUUCCAACAUUUCCAACUGUAGAAACUGGUAAUUGUUAACUCCUUCUUGUGUCUCUGCAAUGCCUGUGCAUGAAGGGUCCAUUGUAAAUAAAAAAGCUUUUUGAGCAAACUUUCGAGAUAAAACCACAUCCCCAAGUGGAGAAAGUUUAGAGAACAAUGACAGGGCACCUUCAGCCAUUUCUGUACUACAACCAAUCUUCUGCUAAGUUGUGUUUUAGGUUUUUUUUAAUUGUCUAAUGACUUAUCUUGUUGCUGAAGGCCCUCUUUGUCAUCCUGCUGCUGCACCUGCACCUCUGUGACCUGUGGCUUUUACAGACUGUGUCGUUUCUGAAUUGUUAAUAAAGUGAUAAUAAAUUUACUGAGGUAAAUAAACA
Pipra filicauda (Wire-tailed manakin) is the source of this 1608-nucleotide messenger RNA. It is a transcript of the gene TNFRSF14, whose product is annotated as TNF receptor superfamily member 14. NCBI's taxonomy places the organism in Eukaryota, Metazoa, Chordata, Aves, Passeriformes, Pipridae. Gene Ontology annotation, cellular component: external side of plasma membrane; membrane. Gene Ontology annotation, biological process: defense response to Gram-negative bacterium; defense response to Gram-positive bacterium; positive regulation of T cell migration. The record is from RefSeq and is a predicted model, not a curated record. Gene Ontology annotation, molecular function: protein binding; transmembrane signaling receptor activity.